AUGCACUAUCAGGCGCUGCUCCUGGAUGCAACUACUAUCAGCUGCAAGGAAACAACAGCCUUAAAUCCUGCUACCCUGCUGCCUGAUGAUGAUCCCUCCUUGCCUCUCCACAAUUGUAUUGAGGUCAUUGAUCACCUCACAGGACUUCGACCAGAUUUGACGAACGAGCCAUUACCUGGAGUUCCAUCUACUUCUCCGAUGGAAGCAGUUACAUCUAAAGAAAAGCUGCGAAAGGAAAUUGGUGACAGGAAAGCUCAGUUUGAGAAUGGCUGGCAGAAUUCAUAUUUGUACCCUGACUGGAGGAAAAAAUACUACCAAGCCGCGAAUGUGACUCUCGACCCAAAGACAGCCCAUCCUGCCCUCAUCUUGUCUGAAGAUAGACGACGAGUAACAAUGGGGGAGAAACUUCAAGAUCUUCCUAGCAGCCAGCUGAGAUUUGAAUCCCUUCCCUGCGUGCUGGGGCAACAGUCCUUCAGCUCAGGGAGGCACUUCUGGGAAGUGAAGGUUGACAGCAGUACAGCCUGGGACCUGGGACUCUGUCAGAGUAACGUGAUGAGAAAGGAGAAGACUUACAUAAAACCUGAGGCUGGUUUCUGGGCCAUUAGGUUUUAUAAUGAUGAGUACUGGGCACUCACUUCACCCAAGACUCAUCUCAAUCUAAAAGAGCCCCCUUGCACAGUCUGCAUUUUCUUAGACUACGAAAAUGGACAUGUCUCCUUCUACAACAUGACAGACCACAGCCACAUCCACACCUUUUCUCAAGGUGUUUUUUAUGGAUCCCUGAGGCCUUUCUUCAGGCUUUGGUCCAAAGAUUCGGGACAUCUGGACAUCUGUCCACUCCCUAAGGAGCCAGAAGUGGCACAGCUUGAUGAUGACCCUAACUCUCCUCUCAUUGUGGUUGUGGAUGCAUAAUAUCCCCUAAAGAUUAGUGAGGGCUGACACAUUGGUCAUGGCAUGGAUCUUCCUAUACUAGAGCACAUUGUUUUACUCAGUCUUUCCACUGUUCUUCUAAACAUUUAAAUUCCCUCAUAAAUGUUAUCAAAUAUUAUG
Molecule: messenger RNA, 1050 nt
Organism: Cavia porcellus (domestic guinea pig)
Lineage: Eukaryota; Metazoa; Chordata; Mammalia; Rodentia; Caviidae
Product: butyrophilin subfamily 1 member A1-like
Exons: 6
Coding region: 1-912 (303 amino acids)
Biological process (GO): protein ubiquitination
Cellular component (GO): cytoplasm
Molecular function (GO): protein binding; ubiquitin protein ligase activity
Source: RefSeq, a predicted model, not a curated record